Durio zibethinus is the source of this 1983-nucleotide messenger RNA. RefSeq names its product RHOMBOID-like protein 1. Lineage: Eukaryota; Viridiplantae; Streptophyta; Magnoliopsida; Malvales; Malvaceae. Gene Ontology annotation, cellular component: membrane. The record is from RefSeq and is a predicted model, not a curated record. Gene Ontology annotation, molecular function: serine-type endopeptidase activity. Gene Ontology annotation, biological process: proteolysis.
UAUGCACUCUAAACACAGAGAUAGAAAGAGGAGAGAGAAUCGUGUGAUAUUAGAAAACCAGGCAAGCCUUGAAAAAAAUAAAACAUAUUCAUUCUCAUUCCAAAAUAUUAGAACAACGUUAAUUUAUUUGCACAUUGGGAAGCCCUCCAUGUGUUUUUUUCUUGUCUUUGGUUUAUUCCUUAACUAAAAACCAAACACAAGUACCCCUGAAAGAGUGAAAAAGGACAACAAAAAACCCAUGUAUUUUCUCUCUUUGGCUCUGAUGUUUUUUUGAAUUGUUUGGGUUUUUUAGAUUGGGAUGGAUUCUGGGAUUGAAAUCAAGGUGAUGAAUCCAAGGAGGGGAGACAAUUUGGUGCAUCCUGUGGGAGUAGGACAUGCCACGUCAGCAUCAUCAGCACCACUGUCAUCCACGUCAUCGCCGCUGCCUGAUGAACGGGGGCUGCGGCAGCAGCAGCAGCAAGAGCAGGGGCUGAGGCAAGGACAGCAAAGGCAAGGGUUGAUUGAUUUUAAGCCGCUUAAAAAGUGGGUGCCUUGGAUUGUUCCAGGCUUUGUUUUGGCUAAUAUAGUCGUUUUUGUAAUAACCAUGUUCAUUAAUGAUUGCCCCAAGAACUCGGUUUCUUGUGUGGCAGGGUUCUUGGGAAGAUUCUCUUUUCAGCCAUUGAAAGAGAACCCUCUCCUUGGCCCUUCUUCUUCUACAUUAGAGACAAUGGGUGCUCUAGAAGUGUCUAAAGUUGUCCAUAGACAUCAGGCAUGGCGCCUGAUAUCUUGUAUAUGGUUGCAUGCUGGGGUUUUCCACAUACUUGCCAAUAUGUUGAGUCUCGUAUUCAUUGGAAUUGGGCUUGAGCAGGAAUUUGGGUUUGUGAGAAUUGGGUUGGUUUAUCUAAUUGCUGGUUUUGGUGGGAGUUUGAUGUCAUCCCUUUUUAUUCAGACUGGUAUAUCAGUUGGCGCAUCUGGUGCACUUUUUGGUUUAUUAGGAAGCAUGCUUUCGGAACUCAUCACAAACUGGACAAUAUAUGCAAAUAAGUUAGCGGCACUGUUGACUCUCAUUUUGAUUAUCGUAAUAAAUCUAGCCAUGGGAAUCCUCCCCCAUGUGGAUAACUUUGCUCAUAUCGGGGGAUUUCUUUCUGGAUUUCUCCUUGGAUUUGUGUUUCUAAUUCGUCCCCAGUUUGGAUAUGUUAGUGAGAAGCAUGUUCCUCCAGGAUAUAUUGCAGCCUCUCGCAAACCUAAACACAAGCCAUACCAGUAUGUCCUGUGGGUCAUCUCUCUGAUACUAUUGAUUGUUGGAUACACUGUUGGCCUAGUUCUGCUCCUUCGGGGGGUCAACUUGAAUGACCACUGUUCUUGGUGUCAUUAUAUGAGUUGCAUCCCGACUUCAUUGUGGAGCUGCAAAUCACAGCAAGCGUAUUGUGAGUCAAUCCAAUAUGGGAAUCAGCUGAACUUGACAUGCAUAAGCAAUGGAAAAAGCAACAUCUAUACAUUAUCAGGUGAAAGACCUUCCCAGGCUCAACAGCUAUGUUCUAAUCUCUGCGGUUGAUGCAGGUGCAUGUACAUGAUCUUUGGAAAAUAUUCGAGCCUCAACUUCAUUUUCGACGUAUUAGAUGGAAAUAAUUCUGCAUUGACAAUUUGGGAAACCAUAAUAUUUCAAUUGUAUUAGGGAGGAUUUGUUUUCCAACAAGAUGAAAAGAAGGCAUUCCUUUAAUUAUUUAUCUUCGAUUCAAAUUACUUCUCCAAUUGCACUUGGCUUAGAAUUUUCAGGACAAUGGCUGUUCAUUUUAUUCCCAUAUUCUUACGCAUAAAGGUUUUUCUUUAAGUAUAUUUAUGGGAUAGAGCAUCAAUUCAUUUCAAAUUUACUAUCCACUUGCACUAAUACUAGUCGUUUUCGUAUCCAAUACCAAACAUUUUCAUACGACAAUUAUGGGAUAGUGGUAUGGUAGAAAAAUGUGUUAAUUAAAUUUAUCUUUUGUGAGAACUCACUAUACUUUU